Molecule: messenger RNA, 330 nt
Organism: Stomoxys calcitrans (stable fly)
Lineage: Eukaryota; Metazoa; Arthropoda; Insecta; Diptera; Muscidae
Gene: Cpr65Au
Product: endocuticle structural glycoprotein SgAbd-5
Exons: 2
Coding region: 14-325 (103 amino acids)
Cellular component (GO): chitin-based extracellular matrix
Molecular function (GO): structural constituent of chitin-based larval cuticle
Source: RefSeq, a predicted model, not a curated record
AAGAAUUUUCAAUAUGAAAUACUUUAUUGCUUUUGUACUCUGUGUGGUAUCGGUGGUCUUUUGUGCUCCUCAGAGCGAUGAACGUCAAGCGGAGAUAUUACGUUUGGAGGCCGAUAACAAUGGUGUGGAUAAAUACAAUUUUGCUUAUGAUACCAGCAAUGGCAUCUCCCGCCAAGAAACCGGUGAGUUGAAAACCACCGAUGAAGGAUCUGCCAUAGUUGUACGUGGUUCAAGCUCCUGGACUGCUCCUGAUGGUAAAAAAUACGAAAUAUCCUUUUAUGCUGAUGAAUUUGGAUAUCAUCCAUCCUUCAAACAACUUGCUUAGAUGUG